Messenger RNA from Parasteatoda tepidariorum (common house spider), 7558 nucleotides. It is a transcript of the gene axo, whose product is annotated as axotactin. The record is from RefSeq and is a predicted model, not a curated record. NCBI's taxonomy places the organism in Eukaryota, Metazoa, Arthropoda, Arachnida, Araneae, Theridiidae. Gene Ontology annotation, molecular function: calcium ion binding.
GAAAACAGAAUAGAUAGUUCGAUGAGAUAUUAUCAUUCUAUAUCAUUUUUCUUCAGUUACAGUUUUUUUCCAUUUUAAAUAUAUUUUUGUAUAAAUCCUCACUUUGAUCGAAUUUUAUUUAAUUUUAAUUACUUUUAAAAGCAUGAAAACAGAAUAUUUUUGCGCAGCAGUCGGAAACGGAGGCAAUUUUGAACGGCCAAAAAUUUUCACGGUAGACAACGGAAAGUAAUGUAUGUCUUGUUGCGUCAUCGGGCAGGAUGUGAGCCGUGCAACAGGCUGCCAUUUUAAAUUAUUUAUUUAUUUUUUCCUGGCGCAAAACGCUCUGUUCGCUCCGAGUAUGCUUCAUUGAUCGCCUUUAAUUUUUCAUAGAUCUGAUUUGUUGCUGCUAAUUCAUGGAGAAUGAAGAACGGAAAUGUUAUCUAAAAGAACGUGUUAUCUGCUAUCUCUAUAUUUAUUAAUUCUACUGUUGACAGCGUGUUUGACAUGGAUGAAGCAGUUCCUUGUUUUUACAUUCCAUAAUAGAUAUCGCUGACGAAUAUGAUAUCUUUCUCUAUAAAAAAUAUUAGUAUUGAUUUAGUAUUUAUUUAUACAACACUGGUGGUAAAUUGCAUUUAAAUUAUAUACGUAAUUUUUUUUAUAAUGCACAUUUCCAUUUAAAGUCAUCUUGUUUUGAACACAAAAGGAAAUCGCCAUGUUAGAAGUAAUGUUCAUUGUAUGUUUAAUUUCAUCUGUAUUUUCAUCUGAAUCAGAAAUAUUACUAUCUAGUCAACUUUUCACAUUUGCACAGCCACAAUCAUUUUUACAAGUUAAACCAGUAUGGUCAUUGCCAUCCAUCAGGGAGGUGACAUUUCAAUUUAGAACUACUCGUCCUCAUGGUCUCUUACUCUUUCAUGGCUCAGUGACAGAUUUUAAAAUCUUUCCAUUAUAUGAAUUAUAUGUAAUGCUUGAGAAUGGGCAAAUUAAAGUCAUUCGUGUUUUCCAUGAUUAUUCAGAUGAUACUAUUUUUAUUGGAAAAGGACUAAACAGAGACAAAUGGCAUUAUGUAACAUUGAGAAUAAACCCAGGAGGUGGUGUUUUUUCAGUCAAAGUUGAUACUAGUGAACUAACUGUUACAUUACCUUCAUUGUUUCAAGGCCCCAACAAUGGUUUUAAUAGAACGCUGCCUCAAACAGUUAUGUAUUUUGGAGGAUUGGACCCUAAUAAUUAUGAUAUGAUCCAGAAGUAUAAUUAUGUCCGAUUUGUGGGAUGCAUGGGAAACAUAACAUUCAGUGAAUCAGAUAGUCCAUUUUUCCCCGCAGAAGUUAUUAAAGAUAAUCAUCUACAACAUGGGUGUCUUGAUUCCUGUGCAAAAAAGAAUCCCUGCUUAUAUAAUGGCCGUUGCAUAAACCAUUAUACUCAUGCAUCUUGUGAUUGCUUUGGAACAAAUCAUGAAGACCAAAUUUGUUUUAGCGCAGAUCCUGUGACUGUUACUUUUAAAGGUUAUUCUUAUAUUACAUAUCGUUUAUAUGACUGGCGAGAUAGAGUUCAUUCUGAAGCUAUGCGUAUUAGCUUUCAAUUUAAAACGUUUUUUGAAGAUUCUGUUCUUCUAUAUGCAUCUGGUGAUCAUCCUACCAAAAACUAUGUGGCAUUAAGUCUUUUUGGCGGUCAACUUCAUUUUGAAAUAAAUUUUGGAGAUGGUCCUUUAAACUCAACUAUCGGAUAUUCCUUAAAUGAUGAAGCAUGGCAUACUUUGACUAUAUUGCAUCAUGGAAUGAAUGUUAAUCUUCAAUUGGAUUCUCGCUGGAAAACCUCUCUUAAAACGUCACCUUCUCAUCAUCAUCUCCAUCUGGAUCCCGAGAUUUACAUAGGUUCUGCUCCAAAAGAUACCAAAGGUUUGAAAUCAACUGAAAAAUUCAUCGGAUGUCUACGGAGUAUCUAUUUUAAUGAUAAGAAUGUUCUGUAUGCUUUGCAUAGCGGAGAUAGUACGGCACGUUAUAACAGUAUAUUUGCUGUUGAGUAUGGUUGUGAAUCCACUAAUGUGAUACCUGUUACAUUCCCUCUGCCUGAAUCCAAAUUAGUGCUGGUCAUGCCAAAUAAUCAGAAAUUAGAACUUUCAUUAGAAUUCAAAACUUUACAAAGUGACUGUGUCCUGGCUUCAGGUGAAAUUAAAACAGAAAUUGGCAUUGGUGUCUGGGAGCUAUUAUUACACCAAGGAACAGCAUUGUUUGUUAUCAGUGAAUCUCCAAAGGAGGAUCCUAAUAUGUCUUGGACAUUAAAUGAUAAGAUUUCUGGAAAAAAUCUUGCUGAUGAUGACUGGCAUCACGUUGGUGUUGUUUACGAUGCUGGAGAAGUUAAAUUGGCAGUAGAUUACCACCAUAGUUCAAAAGGUGUUUUUACUCAUCCAUUAGAAUUUAUGGGUCAAAUGAUUUUAACCACAAGUGUACAAGAUGCCGAGAGAGGGUUUAUUGGGUGCAUGAGAGAUAUAUAUGUUGCUGGUGAUUGGAUUGAUCCGAGAACAGUUGUUGAUACAAAUCAAGUGUCUGGAAAGGUUUCGUUAGAUAGUUGCCUUCUAGUUAACCUGUGCAAUAAUCCAUAUGCUUGUGAACAUGGAGGUACAUGCUAUGUUGAAAAAGGAGAAACAUAUUGUGAUUGUGAAAAAACUGGAUAUACUGGGCGGACAUGUCAUUUUUCAUUGUAUAAACGCACUUGUGAAGAAUUAUAUCUUGUGGGAUAUCGAAAAAAAGGAGUGUACACCAUUGACAUUGAUCGUAACGGCCCUCUUCCUUCAGCUCAUGUAUACUGUGAUAUGGGUAGUGAUACUGGAGGUCAAAUUAUUACAAGGGUGGAAAACAAUAUGCCUCCAGAAAUGGUUGUUAGGAAGAAAGGAAUGAAAUCGUUUACAGUAGAAGUUGCAUAUAGAGAGUUCACACCUGAAAUGCUUCAGUCACUCGUUAGACAUUCAAAGGUUUGCUCUCAGUACAUGAAAUACGAAUGUUUCAAGACUCCUCUUGGGCUUCGGACAUAUACGUGGAUGGAGUCAUCUGGCAGUAAGAGAUAUAUUACUAGUAUUGGCAGUCAGUCUGAGGGCUGCAAAUGUGCAGAAAAUCAUAGUUGUGCUAAUUCUUCUUUUUUGUGUAAUUGUGAUAUUGCUGAUGCUCGCUGGAGAGUUGAUGAUGGGGAUUAUACUAGUCCAACACAUUUAGGAAUCACUAAAAUCUAUAUAUUACAGCCAGAUAAUUUGGAUGCUUCGGCUGAAGGCCGUCUUACUCUUGGUCCAUUGGAAUGUGUGGAAACAGAUACUCAAGAGUAUGUUAUUACCUUCAAAACGUGGAAUUCAUUCAUUGAGGUGCCUGGAUGGCGUAGAGGAGAUAUUGCUUUCAGUUUUAGGACAUCCAAUAGUCAAGCUGUCUUAAUAUAUCAAUCUUCUAUUCAUCAUAGUCAUGGUUAUUUGAGAGUACUUUUAAUAAAUGAUUAUGAAUUAUCAUUUGAGUUCACACUAAACAAUCGUCCUCGCAGUGUGAGAGUUACUUCGAGAAGAAAACUGAAUUCUGGGGAAUGGCAGCAAGUUUGGGUGGAUCACGAUACUUAUCAUAUGCGUUUUACUGUCAAUUUAGAUUCUGUCAUGGUUGAUUAUGGUGAAUCACAUGGUGUAGGUCCUUUUGAAGGUCCACUCUAUGUGGGAGGUGUCUUAGAAGCUGUUUCUGGUGAUUCUUCAAUAAAAGAAGGAUUUAUUGGGUGCUUUAGAGGAUUAGUAAUUAAUGAUGUUGUAGUCGAUCUGUAUAAGCAUAUGACUAGAAGUGAAUCGGCAAUUGUUCAUGGCUGUCAACCAUCCUGUGCUUCUAGCCCUUGCCAAAAUGGAGCUACUUGUGUUGAAUAUUGGGGGUCUUAUAUGUGUGAUUGUGUUAAUCCAUUUGCCCAUUCUGGAAAAAAUUGUGAGACAAACAUCAAUAUAAAUGCUAUGACUGUGGUUACACCUGGCUCAUAUUAUCACCAUAAAAAUGAAGGAAAUGAAACGAAUCCUGUUUUGGAAAAAGAUAUUCUUCUAAACUUCCGGACAUUCGAGAAAGAAGGAAUUUUACUCUAUGCUUUUGACCAUUACAAUAAUUUUGUGCAACUCCAUUUUGCUAAUAAAAAAGUGUACUUUACUUUCAAUUCAGAUCAAACUGUGUAUCAGUUGCAUGCAGAGGCUCAGGGACUUUCUAAAGGAUUACCAGUACAAAUAAAAGUUGAACGACAGUUGCAACGUACUACACUUUUUGUAAAUGAUAAAAAUUCAUCAGCUGAUGUUGUUAUUAAAUUUGUAGGAAAAUAUUUUCGUAUGCCCUGGCGACAAAAUCAAGAAUUAGAAACUGUUUUUCCACCAAGAGGAACAUACCGAACAAUAGACCACAACGAAAUGUUUUUAGGUCAUGUCGGUAGCGGAACCUCUACUAAUUUUACAAAAUCUGGUUUUGUUGGUUGCAUUCAAGGAUUUAUGAUAGGUGAUAAACUCUUUGAUUUGGAAGCAGCUGCUCUAACCGAUAAUGCCGAUGCUAAAAAUGGUGACUUAGCUCCUGGGUGUGCAAUGCUAUGUGAUAGUCUGCCUUGUCACAAUCAUGGAUUAUGUAUUGAACACUGGAAGGAUAACACAACAUCUUGCGACUGUUCUCUCACUUCUUACACUGGAGAAGCAUGUCAGAAAGAUAUAGGAGGCAAUUUUGAUGGCUACACGUUGUUAACAUAUUCAUUCCAAGGAGAGGAAAUAUCUGAUGAAAUGCGAGCAGAUAUGGCUGUGAGGCUUGCUUUUUCAACUGAUGCUAAAGCUGCUUUUCAAGUUUUGUUGUUUAUUCAACUUCAGGAAAGGAGAUAUAUUUUAUUUGGACUUGCUGAAGAUAACGCCUUAUUUGUCGAAGAAAGAAUCACCACAAACAUUAUUAGAAGAAAAGCAAUGACUAGUAACACUUGGUCUGACAAUAAUAGACAUUGGUUUUACUUUUCAUGGAAAGCUGGAAUAGUCAAUUUAAUUGUAGAUGGAAAAACCUAUAAUCCUUUCAUUCAGGUGAUAGAAACAUCUUCUGAAACUUAUGAAGGGAUUCCAAAUCUUUUGUAUGUUGCUGGCUUACCUAAAGAAAUGAAUAAAAGAGAAUACGGAAGCUUCAAAGGAUGUAUUUCUAAUAUUAUGAUUGAAUUUGGUAACUUGAAACUGAUGCCACUUGAAACUGCAUUUGGUUACAAAAAAGGAUCUCUGGAUAAAAUUAAAGUGGAUGGUACAGUGAAUGAGCGGAAGUGUGCUGCUUUUGCUCAGUUAUCCCAAUUAAUGGCAACAUUGCCAUCCAAUAUACCACCUGAGAUACAAGGUCUUGAAUGGUUUCCUGAGCCUCUUGUAACAGCAGAUUAUAAAAGUGUUUUUGCGGAUAUGGAAAUGACUCCUCUUGAGAGUAUUAGUAGAACUAGUAAUCGUGUAGCUGCAGUUAUGGGUGUAAUGCUUCUCAUAGUGGUUUUGGCACUUCUCCUAUAUAUUUAUCGCAUUCAUCGUCGUCAUAAAAGAGAACGACUCGGAGAAGACAUUCAAAUGUACAGCAGAAGAGGAAAAAGAAGGCCAACUACCUGUGCUGAGCGAGCUAAAGCUGUUAGUUUUUCUCAAGAAGAUGAAAGAAUAGAUGAUGAUUAUGAUGAAGGUGAUCUUCCACUAGUUGGAUAUCCUAAAACUCCAUUACCAAAUGUUCUCAACUUUCCCAAACCACCUUUUGGGACAACUGAGCCUAAUGGAAAAGGCAUUAUUUUACAGCCAGAUGGUCAAGUUGACAGUGUUGAAAUUAUUCCUCUCAGAUCGACAUCCUCUCAAGAAUUAGAAUGGGAUCCAACUGGAGCACAACUAGUGAGCACUGCACUGGAGGAUAUGAAUCCUGAAGAACCAGAGAAACCUGGAGAUAAUGAAAGCUACGAUGAAGAUACUCCCUUACCUCAAUUAAAAAACCAGUUUGCACCCUUGGCCUCAGCAAGUGAAGUUACAAUCAACAGACUAAGUCAAACUUUUGCCUGAGCAUAGUUUUAUUUAGGCUUAUUAUAUGACUAUUAAAGUUACUACACCGGUUCACUGCUGAAAAACUUCAUUUGAGGAUUGAAUUUUUCAUUAGACUUUUGUUUAGUUUGCUUAUUGAAUGACUCAUAUGCAUUUUGCUGUCUCUUUAUUUCAUUCCAAGUAAUCCAAUAUAAACCUAAUUGUUCAAUUUGUAAGUUUUUUUUUUGUUAGUUGCAGUAGCAUUUUUAUAAAUAGUCAGUAUUUUCAUGUUUCAUCUACAGGGAUGUCAACUAUAGUAGCAUUUUUUUAGUUAACAAUAAAUUUCUUUCUUCAACUACAAUCAUCUUAAAAUUACUGUUUUAUGGCUAGUUGUGCAACUGCUAAGAAUUUUGGAUAUUUUUUUUUAGUUUUAUGAAACUAUAACCAUUAUCUGUUUCGUUUCAAAUGGCAUGUUCUGCAGAAUCUCUGAAAAUUGAAUUAACUGUAAUACAGUUGUGUUGCAUUUUUACGAUUUCAGUUAGGACAAAAUAUUAAUUUUUUUAACUGUGUAGUUCAACAAAAAUAGAUUCUGAAUGCUAGUAUUUAAUAACUCAUUAAGUUAAAAUUAUGUUUUAUAAUUUUUUAUGCAAUCACUGCAAAUUUAUUUAAAACUUUUUUUCUUCUUAAAUUUCCUUAGUUACAAAAUUAUCUCGGUCUCUAACUAUGUUGUUCAACUUGCGGCUACUAUUUAAUGAUCUGUUAAGUAUAUAUAAAAAUUUCUUAUUAUAUUCUAUAAAAUAUUAAAGACCAAAACUUGUUGUUUUCUCUUUUAAAAAAGAAAUACAUAUUUAAACAAUUUGCUGUUCUACUAGAUCUUUGGUCAAAAUUCAUUUUAAAAGGGGGAAGCCAAAGUAAUUGGUAUGUUCUUUUAAUGGGAAUUUGAUUUCUUUAUGAAAAUAAUCAACAUAUAAGGAUAAAGUAUAUCUAAAUAUUGACAUCCCUGCAUUUUUUAGCUGUUGUUAUUUUUAGAUUGUUCCUGUGAUAUUAAAACAUUCCUUCAUUUCAUUCAAAGUGACAAAUGUAUUUAUACAACUAUUGCUAAAUUACCAGAUUCAAAUAUUAAUAGUUUAUUUAUAUGUUAUGACAUUGUUAUUAUCUAUAUAUAAUUCCAUCAAUUUUUAACUACUUAAAACAUAUGUUUUUUUUUAUUUGUUAAAGUGUUCACCUUAUUAUUCAGCAUCUGGUGCUAAACUAUUUUAAUUAGAAUUUAUUUUUACUGCAUGUUUUAUUUUAUUAUUUCAUUUAUGUUGAAAAAAAUAUUUUUCUUCUUCGAAAUCCGUUUAGUGUGGAUUUAAAUUAAGAAUAAACUAUUUUUUAAUUAAUAGAAACUAUUAGUAUGUGUAUUAAAGCCGUUAAUAAUAAUAAAUAAAAAAAAUUGUAUCAGUAUUUUGUGCAAUAUCUCAUCUUGCUUAUUUUGGUUAACAUUUUUUCAAUGUAUAUUGAUAUAUUUUCAUUAUAAGUUGUAUUAAUUCAAAGCAUUUUCUGUCACUAGUCAGUGCACACAUUCUAUCAUUCAUUUUAAUAAAUCAGUUUAUUAUA